AUGGCGAGAGUUUUGAAAAACCACCUAUUGAAUCUAAGAACUAGAGGUCUAAAAUAUCCACUUCUCGUCAAGCGAUUGGCUUGCAUGGUUAUAUCAGGAGUGGCUUCUGCAGACUGUCUUGACAUACUUCAACCUGCCAAUUUAUCUUCUGAUAUGAUUAUACUGAUGGAAGAGGAGUAUGGCUUGCUAAAAAAUGCCUUUGAGGCUGCAGAUAUCGGAGACGAGCAGAUGGCAUUUCUAACCAAGCACUGGUACGCUGGCAUACUGGCCCGGAUCCGUAUCAAUGCCUUCCGGAUUGAAUUGGCUGGUGGAUUAUAUGAAGAUCUUCUUUUAUCAGCAGCAGCAUCAGUAGAAGCAGAAGCUGCUGUUGGAAAUGCUGUCUAUAUGCUUCCAUCCUUCUACAAUCAUGAUUGUGAUCCCAAUGCACACAUUUUAUGGAUAGAAAAUGUGGAUGCAAAAUUGAAGGCUCUCCGUGACAUUGAAGCAGGUGAAGAGAUGCGGAUAUGCUAUAUUGAUGCAAGUAUGGACCGUGAUGCUCGGCAAGCUAUCCUGUCCGAAGGGUUUGGUUUUCAAUGCCACUGUCUUGAUCCACUGGCUUUAUCAGCUGUUUUUUCAUUAGCUCAGUACAUGGGAGAAAAGCGAAUCACAGACGUAGAUUGCUUCAUCCAAAGAAGUGGAUUGCUGGUGUAUUUGGAGGACUCUUACAUAACCAGAAUUGAAUCACCUGGUUCCCACCCUACAUACUGGGAAACCACAAUAGGGACCAAAAUCGAGGACUGUCGGACGGUGGAGGGCGUGAUGAUUGCACACUCAAGACAAUCGAGCGCGAUCAUCACACAGUUUGAGGGCAAGGCCUGUGAUCACGAAAAGAACCUUGAUUGGAGAUCGCCAUUACAUCGAUGA
Messenger RNA from Ilex paraguariensis (yerba mate), 903 nucleotides. Lineage: Eukaryota; Viridiplantae; Streptophyta; Magnoliopsida; Aquifoliales; Aquifoliaceae. The record is from the annotation of a GenBank genome assembly.